AUGUAUUUUUUACUUGCUAAUCUUUCCUUUCUGGAUAUAUGGUUUUCUUCAGUCACCGUUCCAAAGAUGUUGGUUGGGUUCUUGUUUGAUAAUACAAUCUCAGUUUGGGGCUGUAUUGCUCAGAUGCACUUUUUCCACUUCCUGGGAUGUGCUGAAGGUGUUUUACUUGCUGCCAUGGGUUAUGACCGAUAUGUUGCUAUCUGUAGCCCAUUACGGUACAACAUGAUUAUGAAUAAGACAUUUUGUACCCAGCUGGUUUUCACAUCAUGGUUUAUUGGUUUCUUUUCAGCUCUGAUUCAUUCAGUUAUGACGUCAAUGUUGCCAUUUUGUCAUUUUAACAAGGUCAGACACUUCUUCUGCGAUGUUAAACCAGUCAUUAAGUUAGCAUGCUCCCGUACAGUCAUUAACCAAGCUUUUUCGACAUGUUCCUCCCAUUUGACUGUUGUCAGCUUAUUCUAUGGCACGGCCAUGUGUACAUACCUUGGGCCUUCUUCAGAUGAUUCAAUAGAAAAGGACAAGGUUGCAGCUGUACUGUUUACUGUAAUCACACCAACCCUAAAUCCUAUCAGUUAUACUUUAAGGAAUAAGGAAGAAUCGUCGUAG
This is a messenger RNA of Pelobates fuscus (common spadefoot toad), 603 nucleotides long. Its product is annotated as olfactory receptor 12D1-like. The transcript is spliced from 3 exons. Gene Ontology annotation, biological process: G protein-coupled receptor signaling pathway. The coding region runs from base 1 to 603 and encodes 200 amino acids. The record is from RefSeq and is a predicted model, not a curated record. Gene Ontology annotation, cellular component: membrane. NCBI's taxonomy places the organism in Eukaryota, Metazoa, Chordata, Amphibia, Anura, Pelobatidae. Gene Ontology annotation, molecular function: odorant binding; olfactory receptor activity; G protein-coupled receptor activity.